Vicia faba (fava bean) is the source of this 1137-nucleotide messenger RNA. NCBI's taxonomy places the organism in Eukaryota, Viridiplantae, Streptophyta, Magnoliopsida, Fabales, Fabaceae. The record is from the annotation of a GenBank genome assembly.
AUGGAAGAAUGCAACUCGACUUCGACACCUGCUGAACUAAGGUAUGAUGAGUAUCUUUAUGCAGAAGCCAAAGGUACCACAUCUAGCAGCGGCGAAGAGGACAUUAAGCGUUUGUAUCGUUUCCUCGUCUCUGUUUCACUGUUUCUCCUUCACCUUCUCUCUAUUCUUCAUUCGAUCUUCAAUCCCAAUCGCGCUUCCAUUCUGUGGAUUGAGAUGGCUGGCGGUGUUAUUCAGCAGUUAUUGAGGAGAAAACUCCAAUCUCAUUCUCCUAAUCCUUUAUCGGUGUCAUCCAUUAUCACAAAGAAUGAUGGUGCUGGUUCUACGAGCAGCAGAUCCUUAAAAGCCCUUGCAUUAAUUGGAGCUGGAGUCUCAGGGUUAUUGGGUUUUGCGACAACAGCAUCAGCUGAUGAAGCCGAGCAUGGCCUGGCUUCUCCUAGCUAUCCAUGGCCCCACGAGGGCAUCCUCAGUUCAUAUGACCACGCUUCGAUUCGUCGUGGUCAUCAAGUUUAUACACAAGUCUGUGCUUCCUGUCAUUCUAUGUCUUUGAUAUCAUACCGUGAUUUGGUUGGUGUUGCUUACACAGAAGAGGAGGUAAAGGCCAUGGCUGCAGAGAUUGAGGUGGAAGAUGGCCCUAAUGAUGAGGGUGAGAUGUUUACACGUCCCGGCAAACUCAGUGAUCGCUUUCCUCAACCAUAUGCAAAUGAAUCAGCUGCUAGGUUUGCCAAUGGAGGAGCCUAUCCUCCAGAUCUAAGUCUUGUUACCAAAGCUCGUCACAAUGGUCAGAACUAUGUGUUUGCUCUUCUUACCGGUUAUCGUGACCCCCCUGCCGGUGUUGUGAUUAGAGAAGGACUACACUAUAACCCUUAUUUCCCGGGCGGAGCCAUUGCCAUGCCUAAAAUGCUUAAUGAUGGUGCUGUUGAAUACGAAGAUGGUACCCCUGCUACAGAAUCUCAGAUGGGAAAAGAUGUUGUGUCAUUUUUGUCUUGGGCUGCAGAACCUGAGAUGGAAGAAAGAAAACUGAUGGGAUUUAAAUGGAUAUUUGUACUAUCAUUGGCAUUACUUCAAGCCGCGUAUUAUCGCCGACUUCGAUGGUCUGUUCUUAAAUCUCGCAAGUUGGUUCUUGAUGUUGUCAACUAG